AUCCCAAAACCCACUACCAACUACAAUUAUAACCAUUCUCCAACCGCUUCUUUUCUAAAGUUUGGACUUCUCCCGCUAACUUUUUUCUUUGGGGGCAGAAGCACCAAAAGUGUGUUUUCCGACCAAACUUUUUCACUGAUCAACAAUAUAUUCCGACUUCUUUGAUUAAUUGUGUUGUAAGAAGAAACUGCACAUCUCCACAUCCAAGUAAUCGCCUCAGGUCACAGAAGAAAAAGGAAAAAAAACAAAUAUGUGGAGAUUGAAGAUUGCAGAAGGUGUUGACAGCCCUUACCUCUACAGCACCAACAACUAUGUGGGUCGCCAGAUCUGGGAGUUCGACCCCAACUACGGCACACCCCAGCUCCGACAAGAGGUGGAGAAAGCUCGCCAGGACUUCUGGGCCAAUCGAUACCAGGUCAAACCAAGCAGUGAUCUCCUCUGGCGGCUUCAGUUCCUGCAUGAAAACAACUUUAAACAGACAAUACCCCAAGUCAAGGUGGGCGAUGGAGAAGACGUAACCUACGAGACGGCCACCACCACACUGCGCAGAGCUGUUCAUUUCUUCUCCGCCCUGCAAGCUAGUGAUGGCCACUGGCCAGCAGAAAACGCCGGUCCCUUGUUCUUUCUUCCACCUUUGGUCAUGAUUCUCUACAUCACAGGUCAUCUCAACACUGUUUUUCCAGCAGAACACCGUAAAGAAAUUCUCCGUUACAUAUACUGUCAUCAGAACGAAGACGGUGGCUGGGGCUUCCACAUAGAAGGCCACAGCACGAUGUUCUGCACGGUCCUCAGUUACAUUUGCAUGCGUAUUCUAGGAGAAGGGCCUGACGGUGGUGAAAACAACGCCUGCACCAGAGCAAGAAAAUGGAUUCUUGACCAUGGCACUGUGACAGCAAUACCUUCUUGGGGAAAGACAUGGCUUUCAAUACUGGGAGUGUUCGAUUGGUCAGGAAGCAACCCCAUGCCCCCUGAAUUUUGGCUUCUUCCGUCUUUUCUUCCAAUGCAUCCAGCAAAAAUGUGGUGCUACUGUCGAAUGGUUUACAUGCCAAUGUCCUAUUUAUAUGGAAAGAGAUUCGUGGGUCCGAUAACUCCUCUUAUUUUACAAUUGAGAGAAGAGUUGUAUGAUCAGCCCUAUGAACAAAUUAAUUGGAGGAGUGUACGACAUCGCUGUGCAAAGGAAGACCUAUAUUAUCCUCACCCGUUAAUACAAGACUUGAUUUGGGAUAGUUGUUACGUGUUGACGGAGCCUCUUUUGACCCGUUGGCCUUUCAACAAGCUGAGAGAGAAAGCUCUCCAAGUCACAAUGAAACACAUCCACUAUGAAGAUGAAAACAGCAGAUACAUCACAAUCGGAUGCGUGGAGAAGGUGCUGUGUAUGUUGGCUUGUUGGGUUGAGGACCCAAACGGAGACUAUUUCAAGAAACAUCUCGCUAGAAUCCCCGAUUACAUAUGGGUUGCUGAAGAUGGCAUGAAGAUGCAGAGUUUUGGCAGCCAAGAGUGGGAUACGGGUUUUGCCAUACAAGCAUUGCUAGCGAGUAAUCUGACGGAUGAAAUAGGCGAGACUCUAAGACUAGGGCAUGACUUCAUUAAGAAGUCUCAGGUCAAAGAUGAUCCUUCUGGCGACUUCAGAAGCAUGUACCGCCACAUUUCAAAGGGAUCGUGGACGUUUUCGGAUCAAGAUCAUGGGUGGCAAGUAUCGGAUUGUACUGCAGAAGGGUUGAAGUGUUGCCUUCUGUUCUCAAUGAUGCCUCCUGAUAUUGUUGGAGAAAAGAUGGAACCUGAGGGAUUCUACAAUGCUGUCAACAUAUUGCUUUCUCUGCAGAGCAAAAAUGGUGGUUUAGCUGCAUGGGAGCCUGCAGGGGCGUCUGACUGGUUGGAGUUGCUCAACCCUACAGAAUUCUUUGCAGAUAUCGUUGUUGAGCAUGAGUAUGUCGAGUGCACUUCGUCAGCCAUCCAAGCUCUUGUUUUGUUUAAGCAGUUGUACCCUGAGCACCGGAAGAAAGAGAUAGAAAGCUUCAUUGCAAAGGCUGUCGGAUACCUGGAAGAUGUACAGCGGCCCGAUGGCUCAUGGUAUGGAAACUGGGGCGUUUGCUUCACAUACGGUACUUGGUUUGCUCUUGGAGGGCUUGCAGCAGCUGGUAAGAGCUACAACAAUUGCGCAGCCGUGCGCAAAGCGGUUGAUUUUCUACUGAAAGCGCAGAGGGACGACGGUGGCUGGGGAGAAAGCUACCUCUCCUGUCCAAAGAAGGUAUAUGUGCCAUUGGAAGAUAAUCGCUCAAACUUGGUGCACACAGCGUGGGCAAUGAUGGGUCUAAUCCAUUCAGGACAGGCUGAUAGAGACCCUACACCUCUUCAUCGUGGAGCAAAGCUUUUGAUCAACUCUCAGUUGGAAGAUGGUGAUUUUCCCCAACAGGAAAUCACUGGAGUUUUCAUGAAGAAUUGCAUGUUACAUUACGCGGCAUACAGGAAUAUAUACCCGCUGUGGGCUUUAGCAGAAUACAGGAAACGAGUUCCACUGCCAUCAACAACAAGAAGCCUCUAAUAACACCUAGUGUUAAAAUUAUGAAGCAAUAAAUGUAUCUCUUUGUUUCCUUCUUUUUACUAUGCCUUUAUAACUUUUUUCUUUCAAUAAUAUUUAUUUUGAUGUAAAGAUUUAACGGAUACGGAAUACUGGAUCAGAAUGUGGUUCGUUUACGAUAAUAUCAAAUAUUAAUAAAUAAAGUUUGUUGUU
Messenger RNA from Sesamum indicum (sesame), 2731 nucleotides. RefSeq names its product beta-amyrin synthase 1. NCBI's taxonomy places the organism in Eukaryota, Viridiplantae, Streptophyta, Magnoliopsida, Lamiales, Pedaliaceae. Gene Ontology annotation, cellular component: lipid droplet. The record is from RefSeq and is a predicted model, not a curated record. Gene Ontology annotation, biological process: triterpenoid biosynthetic process. Gene Ontology annotation, molecular function: beta-amyrin synthase activity.